Messenger RNA from Physella acuta, 1897 nucleotides. RefSeq names its product high-affinity choline transporter 1-like. Gene Ontology annotation, molecular function: choline:sodium symporter activity. NCBI's taxonomy places the organism in Eukaryota, Metazoa, Mollusca, Gastropoda, Physidae. Gene Ontology annotation, cellular component: plasma membrane. The record is from RefSeq and is a predicted model, not a curated record. Gene Ontology annotation, biological process: acetylcholine biosynthetic process; transmembrane transport; choline transport.
AACGGCCUUAAUUCUACUUGGCGUCAGCUCUUGAUGAGCAAACGACAUUUGUCUGUCAAAACAUUUUCAGCAGACGUGGGAUAGGUGUUCAAAUCUCCAUGUAUUGAAAAUAUCAGGCAAUUAACGCCCAGUAUACUGUAGGUGCCUGCAGCUAACAAUGUCCGUCAACAUCCCGUGUCUGGUUGCUGUCAUCAUCCUCUACAUCCUCAUCCUCAUCAUCGGCAUCGUCGCUGCCAGGAAGACAAACAAGGCCAAGGAUGCAGAGGAAGUGAUGAUAGCCAAUCGCAACAUUGGGUUGUGGUUAGGGUUGUUUACAUUAACAGCGUCAAACAUAUGUGGAGGGUACAUCAAUGGAACAGCCGAAUACGCCGCCUUCUAUGGGCUCUUACAAACUCAGGCCCCAGUGGGUUACUGCAUUGGAAUUGUCCUAAGUGGUUUGUUCAUGGCGCCUAAAAUGAGACGCGAGAAAUACGUCACACUCUUUGACCCGUUCCAGUUGAAAUACGGCAGGAAGAUGGGGGCGCUGUUGAUCAUACCUCACAUGGUGGGGGAGCUAUUCUGGUCGGCCUCUGUCUUGGCGGCUUUGGGAGGGACAAUAUCGAUUAUUGUGGAUAUCGAUCCUACAAUCUCAAUCAUCGUGUCCUCGUUGAUCGCUAUAGUCUACACGUUCCUUGGUGGUCUGUACGCUGUGGCCUACACUGACGUCAUACAGAUGGUGCUCAUCGUCAUAGGUCUGGUGCUGGCCUGUCCAUUUGCCGUCACCAGCGAGCACGUCCACUUUGAGAACAUAACAACAUCAGCCUGGCUGGGGGAGGUGGGGGCGGGGACGGAGCUGGCCUACCUGGACACCCUGUUGCUGCUGUCGUUUGGUGGCACCACCUGGCAGCCUCUAUAUCAGCGAGGUUUGCUUGUUCAUGUUUCAGCCUCUAUAUCAGCGAGCCUCUAUAUCAGCGAGUUCUGCCUGUUCAUAUUUCAGCCUCUAUAUCAGCGAGUGUUGGCCAGUAAAAAUAUCCGAGUGGCCGUGUUGUCGUGCUAUGGUGCUGCUGUUAUAAGUCUGGUUCUGGCCAUCCCACCAAUGGUUCUGGGCUACGCAGGGGCUGCAGCAGACUGGAACAGCACAACGUACGAGGGGCCGCUGCCAAUACCAGACGACAGGAAGAGUUACAUUCUACCCAUGACCUUGAACUAUCUUGUGCCACUUCCGGUGUCUAUUAUUGGCAUGAGCGCGAUCUGCGCAGCGGUCAUGUCGUCAGCCGACUCCUGCUUCCUGUCGUCGUCCACCAUCUUUGCUAAGAAUAUUUACAAAGAUAUUCUUCGGAGAAAGGCGACAGACCGAGAACUGAUGUGGGUGCUCCGUGUUUGUAUCAUCCUGUUUGGGGUGCUGGGCACGUUGGUCGCCGUCUUCGCCACCACCAUCUACGGCCUGUUUGUUCUAGCCUGUGACCUGAUGUACGUGGUGCUAUUCCCACAACUGGUGUGUGUCCUGUGGGUGCCUUGGGCCAACACCUAUGGCAGCUUUGCCGGGUUUCUCGUCUCAUUCCUACUGCGGAUCUUGUCUGGUGACGCUGUGCUACAAAUUCCAGCGGCGAUUAAGUUCCCUUUGUAUGACUACAGCACUGACUCGCAGUUAUUUCCCUUUAGAACUCUGGCCAUGCUGUCCGGGCUGUUCUGUAUCCUGGUCUUCUCCGGACUGACCCACGUCCUGUUCACCAGAGGUCACCUGGACGUCAGGUAUGACGUCUUUAAAUGCCACCGGAAACGAACCCACCAAAAGAAGGAUCUGGCAGAAAUGGACGUCUCGUCCAAUCUGAAAGAGGAGCUCAUUAACGCUGUUAAAAGUUAAUUAUAUCUUAUGUAAACAUCAAUUAAAACAUCACCAUUUAACAAGGUCAUGAUA